Messenger RNA from Suillus paluster, 753 nucleotides. RefSeq lists its product as uncharacterized. NCBI's taxonomy places the organism in Eukaryota, Fungi, Basidiomycota, Agaricomycetes, Boletales, Suillaceae. The record is from RefSeq and is a predicted model, not a curated record. The coding region runs from base 1 to 753 and encodes 250 amino acids. The transcript has 8 exons.
AUGGCUGCACGACAGUCAAAAGCUGCUGCCGCACAGUUGAGGGAAACCCACAAGGCCAGAAUGCAAGCCCAACUUCAAAAUGUCUCUGUUGCAGAUACAGCUGAUAAUAUGGAGUUAGAUGAGCCCAGUACAGGACAACCUUGUGCGGCCAAAACUGUGGUGCUAACAAGACCCGAUCGCCCUAUAAAACACAAACAAGUUAGAAAAGAGCCAGCCAACAUAGUACAAGAACCAACCAGCACAGUACAAGCACCAGCAUCAUUGCCAAAGGGCAAACACAAACACGCUAAUAGUGUGGUAGAAGUCCGGAAAGCAUCAAAUGCGAGCAAAGUUCAACCAUCAGAGGCACUGCAUCAGUGUGAAGUCAAGAAGGUCAAGUUAAUGCCUAAGCUUAUCUCUGGUAACAAGUGCAGCAAUCCCAAGGUCAAGGAUGGUACUACUGAAUCAGAUCUUAGAGACUUAGAUGAAGAUGGUGAAGACCGUGAUGAACAAGAUAGCCUAGAUGAUGAUGAUGUUGAUGAUGAUGAGGAUGAAGAAUUUGCAGAUCUUGCUGUUGAAAAUUUCGGUGAAGAAGGAGUGCAAUGGACCCAGAAGAAUACAACAAAUCAAGUCAAUGUGGCACUUGACAAUGAGUUAGAGGACGAACAAGACUCAAUGAGGCUCAAGAAAGCAAAGCAGCACAAGUCAAAGAGUACUACACGAGAGAAGAAACUCCAGGAUGAGAUGCCACACUUCGCUGAUGACACAGAGUAG